Priceomyces carsonii is the source of this 2658-nucleotide messenger RNA. Its product is annotated as ubiquitin-specific protease. The record is from RefSeq and is a predicted model, not a curated record. The transcript has a single exon. Gene Ontology annotation, biological process: protein deubiquitination. Bases 1 to 2658 code for a protein of 885 amino acids. Gene Ontology annotation, molecular function: cysteine-type deubiquitinase activity. Lineage: Eukaryota; Fungi; Ascomycota; Pichiomycetes; Serinales; Debaryomycetaceae.
AUGUCUAAAGCUAAGGGUUUAGACAACGAAGUUAAUGGGUAUCCCCUGAAAACGCAUGAUCUAGAAGCUAAGUCAUUCUAUAUCAAAGUAAUCAACAAAGAGUUUCGAAAUCUACAGCUAGAUAAAGCUUUGAGAUCUAAGUCUAUAUUUGAUUUAAUAGACUACUGUGAGCUCCUUUAUGAGCAGCUGUCCGCAACAAGAGAUAAAAAUGAUGCGAUAAGAUUGUAUGUCAAAGGAUUUUUGAUUUUUAAUUACUUCAUAAACAGUUUCAUAAUGGUCCAUUUUCAUGGUUUUGAUGCAUUCAUUGAAUCCAACGAACAGGAUUUCAUUAUCUACUUGAAUGUAUUUGCAUUUUAUGUCAAUAAAUUAGCUAUCGAAAAUGAUUCUUUCACGAUCCCCUUAGAGCAUUUGAGAAGGUGGAUGUUGGAAUAUUUAAUGGACAACGAUCUUCUCAAUUUCGAUGUCAAAGAGCUAUACGAAUGGUUAUUCGAGUAUAUUGAUUAUCUAAAGAAUAAAGAUAAUUCGUUGGAAGAAAAUAGUGAUACAGGUCGUGAUCUUAAUUCACUUCAAGAGGACCCAUGUGAGUACACAAAUAGCCACCUAUUACCCAAGUCCGACAAGAUAUAUAAUUUGGCUGAUAUCAAUUUAGAAGAUUCCACUAUAUCCUCUAAUAGCCAAUAUAAUGUUGAUCCAGUGAAACAGUUUGUAAAUAGAUACCCUUCGGUCAAAUUAGAAAAAGAGCCUAUCUCAACGAAUGAAACUUAUGGAAUUUCGUUUCAAAGAUAUAAGCCAUCAGAUUCCAUUUCAACUUUGCCUGAUCUCCCACAGGUGGCACCGCCGGCACCUCCGCUCGCUUCAUAUCAAGAGAAUGUUUAUUCAUCUACUCCUUACCCCGUUGAUGUGCCUCCUAAAAGAGCUCCUUAUCCUAUCCGAGAAAAUUCAUAUGACGAUUCUACUUUCAUAGAUGAAGAUUUAAAUGGAAGUCUGAAGCAUCAUUUACGAUCUAAUGGAGAGUCAUCUACAAAUGUUCUAGAGAGAGAAAAAGAAUAUCAUCGUCCUCAACAUCCCUAUAAUUUAAAUAAGAGGCCACCUAUCGCUGUACCGAGCCAAAUAAAUGCCAGCGGUGUGAUACCUUACAAACUGGAAGUUGAACGCCCUCAGGUCAUACCAGCCCCUUCAGUGUUGCCUUUCAAUGGAAAUGGAAGUAGAAGUGGAAGCACAUCAUAUGUACCUCCUGUGGCACAGCAGCUGCUUAUAGGUAUAAGUCCACAUUUUGGUCUUCAGUAUAAUAAUAACAGUGAUUUUAGUAAUGGAUCAUAUCCAUCACAAUCUAGGGUAAAUUUCCAAGCUCCUCAAAAUAAAUCUCAAAAAGUAGAAAGCAUGAAGGAGUAUGCCAUAUGUGGUCUUAAAAAUUUUGGCUCGUCCUGUUACAUAAACCUGACUAUCCAAUUAUUAUUUGGACUUCUGGAUUUUAAAUCCGUAUUUCACAACCUGGAGUAUCAAAAAUACAUUCGAGAUCCGAAAUAUGUGGAUAUUAUAAGGGCUCUGAAAAUGAAUAAGAAUCCAGUUUUGCUUUCAGAAGCAAUUUCUAGUCUAUUGAAAGUUUUUGAAAGCCAUGGAAGUGCGUCCAUUGCUCCUACAAAAUUCUUGAGAGUUACUUCUUUAUUGAAGCCAGAUUUUCAUAUACCCCAUGAGCAGCAAGAUGCUCAAGAGUUCUUAUUAUUUAUUUUAGAAAGAUUGCAUGAAGAAUUGUCUUGCAAAGUACCAGAGCUGGUAGAAAUUACGGAUGAUUCUAUUGAAAGAUAUAUAUCAAAGUGGAACAUUGUCAUUAGCCAGAAAGAUAAAGAGGAAUACUUCAAGUGGUAUAAGUCUUUGAUCAAAAGUGAAGGCGACUCUCCAAUUCAUGAUUUAUUCCAAGGGCAUUUACAAAACAAGUUGAUAUGUUUCCGAUGUAAAUACGAGUCAAUUAAUUAUUCUCCAUUUACAAUAUUAUCGUUGCCAAUUCCUAAUAAACAUGGCGAAAGCGUGGAUUUGUCUGAUUGUCUCAAAUACUAUAUCCAAGACGAAGUUUUAACUGGUGAUAAUGCCUGGAAUUGUCCCAAAUGUUCUAGUUCUAAGCCACUGGACUCUUCUAAUAGCUCACUUGAUAACCACCCUGUUUUUAAUAAUAAAAAGUCUGGUAUAUUCAAAUUCAGUCGAAGGGCUAAGUCGCCGUCCAGAGACGUGCAAAAAACCCCUUUGAAUCCUACUGAGGGUUCUAUUUCAAUCAAGACGCUUGAUUUUAUAAAGCUUCCUCAAGUUCUUUUCAUUCAUUUAUCAAGAUUUUCAAUGUUUAACGUAACAGACAAGCUAGACACAAAAAUCCAGUAUCCAUUAGAAUUAAAGUUCAAAAAUCACAAUUAUAGCAUUGGAUACAAGUUGACCGGUUUGAUUAAUCACUAUGGAAAUCUCAAAAGUGGACACUAUACGUCUUUGGUGAAUAAAUCUGUAAUAGGUCAUAAUUUAGAUAAGUUGGACAACUUAAAGCAUCCUUAUUGGUGUUUGUUCGAUGACGACUGUAUCAGAGUUAAUAUGUUCCAUGGAGAUAUCAAUCACAAAACCCAUAACUCAUUUCAUUCAAGAGAUGUCUAUGUGUUAUGCUACGAAAGAACCUCUUAA